This is a messenger RNA of Aegilops tauschii subsp. strangulata, 829 nucleotides long. RefSeq names its product histone H3-like centromeric protein CENH3. Lineage: Eukaryota; Viridiplantae; Streptophyta; Magnoliopsida; Poales; Poaceae. The record is from RefSeq and is a predicted model, not a curated record. Gene Ontology annotation, molecular function: structural constituent of chromatin; DNA binding; protein heterodimerization activity. Gene Ontology annotation, cellular component: nucleosome.
AAGUUACUGGGAUACUCCUGCUCAGUAGCACAAGCAGUAGUACUACUGCUCAGUGCACACCACCCAACUCACCCACACUUUCCCCGCGGCGAUGGGUCGCACGAAGCACGCGGUGGCGGCGACGGCGACGACGACGACGACGGAGACGAAGAAGCGGCUCCGCUUCGAGCUCUCCCCGCGAUGGAGGCCGCCGCCGCCGAUGCGCCAGGUACCGCCGGAGCCGCAGCCGGAGAAGAAGAAGAAGCGGGCGUACCGGUUCCGGCCGGGCACGGUGGCGCUGCGGGAGGUCAGGAAGUACCAGAAGUCCACCGGGCCGCUCAUCCCCUUCGCGCCCUUCGUCCGCCUGGUUAAGGAGAUCACCAACGACCUCACGAAGGGCGAGCUGAACCACUGGACUCCUCAGGCGCUAUUCGCGCUGCAAGAGGCUGCAGAGUAUCACAUAGUCGAUGUAUUUGAAAAGGCAAAUCUAUGUGCCAUCCAUGCUAAGCGUGUUACCAUCAUGCAAAAGGACAUACAGCUCGCGAGGCGUAUCGGGGGGAGAAGGCUUUGGUGAUACUAAUGGAAGAUGUUUUCUGCAUCAUAGGGAUCAAAGACUGGUGAUUUGGUGGUACUAAUGGUAGAUGUUUUCUGUAUGAGGGGUGCGAUGCAAAGGCGCUGAUGGUAGUGGCCCAGUAUGUUUGCGAGUGUAUCGGUAGGAAGUAAUUUAGGUGUAUUUUCAUUUAGUUAGCAUGUCUUCGAAGUUGAUCUGGUUCAUUGCAUGGUUGGGAUCAUCUGACCUCUCUGCUUUGCUCCAUUUGAAUUGAUCUAAUUCAGACAGCGUUUCUGGGAA